AUGCUUCAUUCAAUAUACGACCUCACAACUUCGUGUCGCAAGACGUCUGGAGAGGUUCCCGCAAAGCUUGUGGGUGCAUCUACUACCGUUGUGGGGUCCAAGAUGUAUGUCUUCGGAGGCCGUCUGGUGUCGGAGCGGAAGAUGAUAUCCGACGUCUAUGUUUUCGACCUGGAGUCGUUCGUGUGGGAGAAGAUACAACCAUUUCCUGAGGAUGACAUCCCUAGGCCGCGUUACUUCCAUAGCGCAGAUGCUUGGAAUAACCAGUUGAUCAUAUUUGGAGGAAUGAGCAAUCAGCCGGAUUCACAUAACCCAGAUGAGCUCUGUGUAUUGAACGACGUUCGCUUCUUCGAUCUCUCUACGCGACAUUGGAUCCCUCCAUCCCAGUUCCCCACCCCCGUGUCAGAAACAUUCGUCCCUCGGGCUCGUUAUGCUCACCUAUCAUCAGUUACCGCCGACCGCUUGUUUAUCAUUGGUGGUCAAGAUUUCUUCAACACUUGGCUGGACGAUAUUUGCGUUUAUGAUCUUCUUGGGAAGACAUGGGUUCAACGACGCGAUUAUCCGAGGCAUUGCGGCACAUACCGUAGUGUAGCAGUGGCUUCUAAUCUCUGUGUACGUCGCGCACACGAUGAAAAACGUGAUAGCUCGAAUCUGGGAGCACCUGGGACCCGUUUUCGCGAUACGGACACACCCACACAACUUGAUUUCACCUCCACAGAUUCAUUGGUUCAUCUUCCUUACUCCACGGCGCCGACAGAAGAUUACCCAUCGAACAUCUAUCUUUAUAGCAACUACAAUUUCACCGAUGUCAAACGCGAACUUGAAGUUUUCUCUCCUCUUCCCGACACCGAUUUUACAAUACAGGAUCGAUCCGCAGCCAUGACCGGAAGCUCUUUUCCUCCCGGCCUUCGGUUCCCCACCGGAGCGAUACUCGGUACAAACUUGAUCAUCGCUGGGACCUAUCUCGCCCAUACCAAUCAGUCCUUUUCUAUUUGGGUUUUAGACCUUUUAACCAUGACAUGGUCGCGUAUAGAAACCGGGAAAGCAGUGGAUGGCGGCUCAUGGUUCCGUGGCUGUCUGUGGGCGGAUGCGAAUAAGUUCCUGAUAUUCGGCAACCGCAACGGCCAUCUUGUAGACGACUACAAUCGUCGACUUCUGAGCUGGGAACAUGUUGCUGUGGUUGACUUGGAGGCAUUUGGGAUCUACCAGCCGCCACCGCUCAAACGAAGCAUUGACAUGCAGGAGUUGGGACUGGCGGCACUUGAGGAAGGUGUUCUCGCAGAUUUCGAACUGAUUUGCGAUGAUGGUCGCAGGAUCAGCUGCUCCCGGAAAAUCCUAGAGGAUCGUUGGCCUUGGUUCAAGGACCAGAUGAGGAAGUUUUUACUGCUCGCAAUGGAUACAAGUGCUCAGCUGCCUACCUCCCCCAUGCAUGUCGAUAACCCAAUCCUUCCGGGAGCUACCUCAUCUAAUGAACAGAGACCGGACCCUCGCAUGACCCCUCGAACUUUACAUCUUUCUGAACCGUACGCGAUAACGCUGGCCCUCGUGCGGUAUUUCUAUACCCUUGCUUUACUUACUCCCCUUCAACUCGCUCCGGCAGUCCUCAGUCAAUUGCUGGUGCUCGCGACCAAUUAUCGCAUACCACAUUUGGAAUUACUAGUCAAACAUGCGAUGCACCGUGCACUUUCCAAUUCGACAUCUGUAGGUGUUUAUGAGAUAGCUACACUGUGUGGUUGUCGCAGCCUGCAAAUCCGCGCCUUGAGGAGGGUCAUGACUUACACACAGACGCAGAAAAAGCCAGGAUCAAAGCGAAACGACAGAGAAAAUGGUAGUGGUUCACGACCACCGGACGGUGGAUCAGGAGGUGGUCCACCUGGCAGCGGCACUGAAGGUUCUGAUACACCGACCUCAAGACCGAGGGGUACUUCCGACGCACGCUGGCAGACGGCGGACAGCGACACCAACAAUCUAUACAACUCACAUAUGCGCACUUACCGUACUUCAGCAAGAACACCCGCUUAUGACACAACCGCCACCUCCAACAUCUACGACGACCACGACCACGACCACGACCCCUCGCCUCUUCCUGUCUUCACCCGCCAAAAUCCAGUGAACCAAAAUCAAAUGAACCGCUCAAGCGUUGUAUCUAUAGCCACCGAUCGGGAAUUGCGGGAUGUCGCUGAUAUCAUUGAACCUAUGGUUCGCUUACCCCUUGGACGACCCACUCACAGUCGUGCGUAUAGCGAUGAUGCUAACGUCUACAUUGAUCCUGCGAUGUAUCCGCGUUCGGAGCCGUCUCCGUCCAGAUUUACUCAAACCCCAUCCUUUGGUCCGCGUUCGGAAUCAUCAUCCAGAUAUAACAGCCCGACGUUUGGCUCACCGUCAAGCUAUUCGUCUGAGAAUCAAUACGAUGUGUUGUCGCCGGAUGGACGAGUUGAUCGUGUUUACCUCCCUCCCUCUCCCAUGAUACCUUCAUUCCACCUGCCGCUCAUGCCGCCAUUUACUCAAACCCCAUCCCUUGGCUCAGCGUCAAGUUCGUCUGAGAGUCAAUACGAUGGGUUGUCGACGGAUGGACGAGUUGAUCGUGUUUACUUCCCUCCCUCUCCCAUAAGGCCUUCAUUCCACCUACCCAUGCCGCCAUCAAGACCGUCCCAUCUCUCUGACGGAGCGGGCGAUGUAAGUGAUGUACCAUCAUUGCAUUUAUCAACCUCCCGCAGUUCCAUGGGCAGCUCGAAGGGGUAUUCACCAUCCACCCCCUCAAUGGCAGUCACCCCCCCAGAGUACAUAACUGACUCGCCACCGCUCUCUAUCAUCGAUGAGAGGGGGCAUGAGGAACAUUAUCAUUGGGCGGAACAUACUCGUAACCCUGGCUUCACGGCGGUAUCCGAUCGAAGUGACUUGCUCCCUCAGAAUGGGCUGUCAAAGAGGAAACCACCAUUAGAGCGGAGCUUUACUGCAUCGACAACCUCCGUAUCAUCCGAUCCUUUGUCCUUAGAAUCUGAACGACAUCCGCCUAUUGCCCCUGUUUCUGGGAAGAAGGGUGGUGGUUUAUCGCGCCUGUUGAAAUUGGGAAAAGGGGAUGACCACAAUUCCUCAGCGCUGGACCAAGCGGAAGAAAAGAAGCGGAAGAAGGAGGCAGCAAAGAUAAAAACUGAAAGGUUGGCUCAGGACCUUAGGAAACGUGAACUCGCGCGCAGGAGACAGCAGGAGGACAGUAUGUCGUUGAGCUCUAAUGAACGGAAAAAACAGCAAGAUGGUCGUGCGAUGUAUGGUGGUAUGGCAGGUUUCACGUUGUAG
Molecule: messenger RNA, 3294 nt
Organism: Marasmius oreades (fairy-ring Marasmius)
Lineage: Eukaryota; Fungi; Basidiomycota; Agaricomycetes; Agaricales; Marasmiaceae
Exons: 8
Coding region: 1-3294 (1097 amino acids)
Biological process (GO): cell redox homeostasis
Cellular component (GO): cytosol; mitochondrion
Molecular function (GO): protein binding
Source: RefSeq, a predicted model, not a curated record